ACAAGUAAAAAAUAUUUGUUGUGCAUGUGUGAUCCAUAUCAUAAUGCAUGCCACCUUAUGGAAUAUUGUACGCCGCCAUGAGUGGUUGUUUAACCGUAUCUUCCGCCGCAUCGGGUGAACUUGCUGCAGCCGCGGGUGUAGGGGCGGACGGCGGUGUGGGAGCGGCAGUUGUAGUAGGAAGGGCCGCGGCGGUUGCAGGGGAUGCUGUCCCUCCGCAUCGCCCCGUAGCUGAUGUACCGGCUCUGGAACAGCAACCGCCUCGACCCUUCCGACUCCAUCAUCAGCUCCUCCGCCGUCUGCUCGAUGUCCAUCGCCCCGCCGCUCUCGGCGCCGGCGAACGACUGCACCGCCGCCUGCAUGAAGCUCGACCCUUGGUCGAUGACGUUCAGGUCGGCGACGUUGAGGGAGAGUGCCGGCGGAGUGUUGGCCUGAACGAGGAGGAGGAGGAGGAGGAGGUUGAGCCCGCGCUUAUUCAUCGUUGGCGCCAUUUCGACGUGGGAUCAGAUGUUAUGAGCUGAGAGGGUGAAGAUUAUCAUUUAGUUGGUGUGUCAUUCGGCCAUAAUUUUUCUAGAGAAAGAAAAAUUCUAUUGUGUUCCAUUAAUAUCAUUUUGUGUAUAGAAAAUAUCUAUAAUAUUUUCUAAAUAUUAUUAGAAAUAUUUUCUAUAGAAAUAUACAAGAUUAUUAUUAUCCCAAUUUUAAUCUUUAUAUUUUAUACUACUAUAAUCUUUACUAGCAUAAAGAUUGUGGUAAACU
Cuscuta campestris is the source of this 753-nucleotide messenger RNA. The record is from the annotation of a GenBank genome assembly. NCBI's taxonomy places the organism in Eukaryota, Viridiplantae, Streptophyta, Magnoliopsida, Solanales, Convolvulaceae.